AGCUUCAUCGCUGGCAGUCACGUGGCCUUGCCAUUCCGUUAAUAGAAAACUUGAGAGCAAGUCUCGUUCUUUGAGUGCUUCUGCUGGUCUGGUCUGGUCGUCUAUCAACUGUCGGUUGUGCUGGAACAAUCCACGCGAAUGGCUCCAUCAAUGCGCCUAGCGCGCGUCUCGGUUAAGGUGCAGGGUGUUGCCCUCUGCCUGUUGCUGUUAUGUUUGCUCCAGAACACCGUAGUGCAUUCUAGUGAGAACGCUCCAUCGGCGCCGGUGGAAGAGGAGCGGGAUGACGUGAUGGAGAAGGUCGAGCCAGCACCGAUCGAAGAAACCGAUCGAGGUCUACAUCUCGAGGCGCGCAUGGCUCUUCCAGAUCCCGAACCAAAGGCGAGUACGGCCAAGAAUCCAAUGAUAGGAUCGGUGAUCAAUAAGGAAGGCGGCCUUGAUCCAGUGUAUCCGACCAACCGGUCGCUAGUUAACUUCAAACUGCAAUUGCUUCAAUUUGAGGAUAACCUAUCGACCGAGCCGGUUGUCACGGGCUCCUACCCGAAAAACUAUCCGAUGCAACAGAUUUUGCGCGCACUGGCAAAGGAUGGCACACGGUACGGGAAUGUGUUUGCGAAAACCAUCGUCCGUCGCCCGUUAGAGGACGCCGGCAGGGAGAAGGAGUUCAUGUGCCGCUCGAAAGUGAGCCAACAGUAUCCUACCUACGACAGUCAGACGGGAUGGUACAUCGUGAACGUGAAGGGGUUCUACCAGGGCAUUACCUACGACGAGUGCGACGAGCCUGGAGCGGUUUGCAAUAAGGACUGCAGCUCCACGACCAGCGAUUUCCGUUGCGAGCAAGGGUACGAUACUAUGGACGCCGUGAUUGCACAUGUCGGAGGCAAUGACAAGGAAGUGACGCUAAGCCUCGUGCGUGUGCCCUACCCUUCCAGCUGCAAGUGCCGACGCAAGGAUCUGAUAGCUAAAAAUUAAACAAUCAAACGACCCCACGCGUCAAACACCAGAAGCUAGCUUCAACUGCAUCUCCACGGACUGGACUGGACCACGGCGAGUUAGAGGAAAAACGCAAAGCAAUAAAGCAAAAAACAAUCAUACAAAUC
This is a messenger RNA of Anopheles darlingi, 1097 nucleotides long. RefSeq lists its product as uncharacterized. Lineage: Eukaryota; Metazoa; Arthropoda; Insecta; Diptera; Culicidae. The record is from RefSeq and is a predicted model, not a curated record. The coding region runs from base 139 to 969 and encodes 276 amino acids. The transcript has 5 exons.